AAUCACAUUAUUUACAAACAAAUAAUGAAUUGAUUUAUAAAUAGUUUGAUUGAAAUGUCAAACAAUUACAAGAUUUUGGUUUAUUUUCUCAAAUCAUUUGGCAGUUCAUUGAGAAUAGGUUUGGGUCUCAGGAACCGAUCCAUCGAUCAAUUGGUCUCAAAAGACUUGUUGAAUGAAUUGAGUGGUACUGUGAGGAAGAAUUGCAGACAAUUUGAGUCAAUUGUGGACAGAAAUGGUCGCAAACAGACCACAAGAAGUGGUCAUCAAAACCACCGAAAUAGAAAGACUUCGAUGAAUAGGUCUGAAGUGAUGGACAGGUCUUAUAUGGUAUACGAAGGCAUUCGUCAAUACUUGCAAUACGUGUCCAAAAAUAAGUUGAAUUCAAAUCAAUUUGUUUCGCGAAUGAGUGNCUUAUAUGCCAAACCUCCGCUUAACGAUAAUCUCAGACAAAAUUUGAGCCAACGAUCAAAAGAGCGUAAAGUGCCGGCCAAUAGAGUCAGUCGUAUGGCUUCAUUCGGCAGUUUAGCCGUUGGUCUCGGAUUCGGUGCACUCGAAGAGAUCACCAAAAAAACGUUAGGAUUUUCAUCCGGUUCUUCGCAAACCAUUUUGGGUUCAAAUCCAUUGUUAACGGAAGCGAAUGCCAACAGAAUAGUGGAUACUUUAUGUCGUGUGAGGGGAGCGGCCCUUAAAUUGGGACAAAUGCUUAGCAUUCAA
Molecule: messenger RNA, 714 nt
Organism: Medioppia subpectinata
Lineage: Eukaryota; Metazoa; Arthropoda; Arachnida; Sarcoptiformes; Oppiidae
Source: the annotation of a GenBank genome assembly